AAACAAGAAAAUGCUAUAUUCAGGCUUUAUUCAUAACCUGUUAAACCCUAAACCCUAAUCCCUUUCUCCGUGUCCCGCAAAGAAUGUCGUCCUCGGAAGGAAUGUACGACGUCGCUCUGAAGCCGAAGCUGCUUCGCUCGCUGCUGAGAGAGUACGUUCCCGAUGAGAAGCACCCGUUCAGCAACCCCUCGGAAUUAUUAUACGUUGUCUCCACCGUCAAGACUCAAAAAUUGCUGUCCGAGUGGGCUCCGCUGCCACUCGAACAAGAUUUGGUCGAUGCCUGGAAAUCGGCCGUCGACUCCUGGGUCCAUCGGUUGCUCACUCUCGCAUCUAGCAGUUUGCCAGAUAAGUGUUGGGCGGGAAUAUGUUUGCUUGGAUUGACCUGUCAAGAAUGCAGUUCUGAGCGUUUUUUAGCUUCAUAUGCUGUUUGGUUAAAUAAGCUUGUCUCAAAUAUUCAGCCUCCUGUAGUUUCUCAUUUGUUGAAGGCGGCUUCCUGUGCCUCGUUAUCAGAUAUGUUUACAAGGUUGAGUGGAUUCUCAAAUGCAAAAAAGGAUGGGACAUCGCAGGCUACCAAAAUUAUUCAGCCAGCAUUGAAGUUAUUAAAUGAGGACAGCUCUGCUGUUGUAUUGGAAGAAGCUGUGUGUCUGUUAUGCACCGUGAUAAACUUCUUUCCAUUAUCAGUCCAUCGGCAUUAUGAUAGUGUUGAAGCUGCUAUUGUUUCGAAGCUCAUGUCGGGCAAAUGCUGUGCCGAUGUUCUGAAGAAGCUUGGUUAUGUUUUGUCAUUGCUUCCAAAAUCAAGAGGAGAUGAAGAUAGCUGGUCUUUGAUGAUGGAUAAGAUCUUGCUCUGUCUAAACAGUCAGUUGAAUGAUGCCUUCCAAGGUCUAGAAGAAGAGGUCAGAAGUACUCAAACCUUGAGGGCAUUGCUUCCCCCUGGUAAAGACUCACCACUACCACUAGGAGGCUUAGCAUCAGAACAGACCUCUGAUCUUUCAACCAGGAAGCCUGAGCGACUGCUGGGAUCUAGAAUUUCUACUCUUAUGCAAUGCUGUUGUAACAUGCUCACAAGUUCUUACCCUGUGAUGGUCCCUGUUCCUGUAUCUGGUCUAAUAGCCCUUGUCAGUAGAGUGCUGAUGGUUGAUGGUUCUUUGCCACCAUCCUCAUAUUCUUUCAUGACCACCCUCAAACAAGAAUUUAUUUGUUCGGAAAUUCCAUUACUGCAAUUGCAUGGUCUCGAAAUUCUUGCAGCUGUUGUUCAGGGGUUGCGCAGCCAAUUAUUACCACAUGUUGCAGCUAUUGUACAACUUCUGAAAGAAUACCUGAGGAGAUGCAAAUUCCCCGAUCUGAAGAUAAAAGCAUAUGUGAUUAUGAAGGUCCUAGUGAUGUCGAUGGGCAUCGGGAUUGCGAUUCAUAUUAGCCAGGAUAUUGUCAGUAAUGUAUUCAUGGAUUUAGAUUUCCUCGGUGGCGAGAAGAAUGACAAAAGUUCAGGUCUUCACGCAAAGGCCCAGAUGGAGUUCUCUAGCGAGUCUCGACGGAAGAAAAGGAAGCAUUCAAGUGCAGCAAGCUCCCUCCAAGAGCAGCCUGUUCAGGAUGGUCUUGAAGUGGAAAAGCUGCAUUUGACUCCAAUAUCUGUGAAGAUAGCUGCAUUGGAAGCAUUAGAAGCUCUUUUAACUGUGGGUGGUUCUAUGAGAUCUGAAAGCUGGCGUGUAAAUGUUGAUCAUCUACUUGUUACUGUGGUUACACAUGCUUGUAAAGGGGGGUGGUCCAAGGAGGAAAGAAAUAUUUUUCUUCCUGGUGAUCGUACACCUACCUGGGCAGACUUUCAACUGGCUUCUUUACGUGCACUUUUGGCAUCUCUGCUUUCGCCAGGCCGAGUACGCCCAUCACAUCUGGCCCUGGGUCUUGAACUUUUCCGCAGAGGUAUGCAAGAGACGGGCACUAAGCUUGCUGAAUAUUGCGGACAUGCUCUUCUGGCAUUAGAACUACUCAUACACCCAAGGGCCCUUCCAUUGUUAGAUCUGCAUUCUAGCACCAAUGAAUAUAAAGUUCUAGGACCCAAGAUCCGUGAUACUGUACAUCCCAGUCGAGACAGACAAAUUUCCACGUAUCAGGCUGGGCCUGGUGACCCCGAAUCAGAAGAUGAUGACCUAUAUGAAAAUUGGCUUGGAAAUGAUGACUAUUUGGAAACUCAAGCCACCGAGAGACAACAGAACGCACAUUAUACUGAAAAGUGUCCUGCAACUGCAACAGAUCCUUCACUAGAUGAGCUCCCUUCUGUUAAGGGUGCUUCUCUAACUCAUACGACCAAAGAAGGUGAAGUAUUGGCAUCAGCAAGUGGUCCUAACGACAACAGAAUGGUUAAUACUAAUGACUAUAUGGUUGAAUCACCACACUCCAGAAAUACCCAGGACCAAAGACACAAAGCACCUGAUACUGCUGUUGAUGGUUCUCUAGCAGUUCAGUCUGGCAAAAAUGCUUUGGAAGGUGAUGAUUUAGAACCAGCGAGUCGGAGAAUUGCAUUAGUAGAGAACGCCGUAAUGUUGAAGAGUAAUGUGAUAUCUGAAUUACAUGGCGGGAUGGCCUCUACUUCAGAACAGCAAGUGACGGAAACCAAGGAUGAUGGGGUGACUACUAUAGUCAAAAGAAUAUCCGAUACUCUAUCAAAUACCGACAGAAGCAAAGAAUUGAUGUUUGAAUCGGAUAAUGAAUUAUCUACUGAUUUUCCCGACAUUGUAGAUGGCGAUCCAGAUUCCGACUAAAGUAUCAACCGAUUGGCAUGUAAACGAAUGUGGUGAUGAUGUGUUAGAGGAGAAAUGUGAGAGGCAAGUUUUGACUGGUGAUUGAGCUAGUAUACUCUGUCCUAAGAAUUUUGAUUGCUAUUUAGAUUGAGCAAUGAAUUUCUAGCUGACGAUAGAAAUUGCAGCUGAUACAAGGCUUGUUACCUCUUGUUUGUUGUUCCUUUUCUUGUGGGAUUAUUAUUAGGAUAAAUUACAUCCACGUGCUUUGAGAUUUGGUUUA
Sesamum indicum (sesame) is the source of this 3015-nucleotide messenger RNA. RefSeq names its product proline-, glutamic acid/leucine-rich protein. Gene Ontology annotation, cellular component: nucleus. Gene Ontology annotation, biological process: rRNA processing. NCBI's taxonomy places the organism in Eukaryota, Viridiplantae, Streptophyta, Magnoliopsida, Lamiales, Pedaliaceae. The record is from RefSeq and is a predicted model, not a curated record.